AAAAAGAUAGUUAACAAAAGCAACCAAGAAAAUUGCAUUGCAGUUUAAACAUGAUUUAACUUAUGAAACCGAAAACAUGAUUAGAAAAUAAAGACAAGGAACGUCUUCAGAUAGGGAGAAGGAAUCAGAGGUUGUACAUCCACGCGAGCUUCAAUCUCUUCUUUUAAUGGGCUUUUAAUUGGGCCGACGCCUUUUAAGUAGAGGCCUUGUCAAAAGACAAAAGUCAACGAGCCGCCAUUGAACUGAAUCUGCCUUGCGAAUGGGUGGAGGAGGUAUAACAUACAAGGGGGUCACCGUACAAACUCCCAAGACGUGGCACACCGUCGCCGGAAAGGGCUUGUGCGGUGUAAUGUGGUUUUGGAUUCUGUACAGAGCAAAGCAAGAUGGUCCUGUAGUCAUGGGAUGGAGGCACCCGUGGGAUGGUCAUGGUGAUCAUCAAUAGGUCUCGUUGAGCCUUUGAAGAUCAUGGCGAAAAAUGAAUAUUUUGCUUUUUUCAGCUUCGUAUGUCGAAAUAAAGAGAAUUGUGAAAGAAGACGUGAAUUGUUUUUGUACACAAGUUUCUAAGACAUGCUGCUUAUGUUCUAAGUUGCUACUUGGAUUGCACUUCAUUGAUGUUGUUUUGCUGUCUACAAAUGAAUUUGAAAUAAAACCGGUCGCGAGAUUCAUGUUA
Messenger RNA from Brassica napus (rape), 670 nucleotides. RefSeq names its product NADH dehydrogenase [ubiquinone] 1 beta subcomplex subunit 2. Lineage: Eukaryota; Viridiplantae; Streptophyta; Magnoliopsida; Brassicales; Brassicaceae. The coding region runs from base 260 to 442 and encodes 60 amino acids. Gene Ontology annotation, cellular component: mitochondrial inner membrane. The transcript has 4 exons. The record is from RefSeq and is a predicted model, not a curated record.